CGCAUUUCGUGGUUUUCAAAACAGGAGAACAAGUUAGACUUCGACCCUGAAAGAACUGCGCUUAGUUGCAGACAGCCUCCAAAUCUUGGCCAGUAUUUUUGCAAUAUUUUACAAACAUGAUUUCAACGCUCAGACAUCUUUCAAGACGAUCAGGUGUUGCUUACAGAGUGUUCGUAGCACCGGCAUCGAGCAGCCCAGUACAAAAACAAGAUUCGCUGGAAGCUUCUGCUAAAGAUUCCAAUACUGAAAUCGUCACAUCCAAACCUUCAGUGAACAUUCCCUUUGCGAAGAACUUAUUUCUUGGAAAAUUUGAUAAAGACGUGUUGGUUUAUCCCGAAAUAGCCGAUAAGGAGGAAUGGGAUGACCUCAAUCAGAUGCUACAACCCAUCGAGAGAUUUUUUGACGAAGGAGUUGAUUCAAAAGCCAUCGAUACAAAUGCGGAAAUCCCUGACGACACCAUGCAGCAACUGAAGGACCUCGGUCUGUUCGGUCAGCAGAUUCCACAAGAAUAUGGUGGACUUGGACUCAAUGCUACCAAAUAUGCCAGAAUAGCGGAGAUAACAUCACAAGAUGGCGGCAUCGCUGUAACACUGGCCGCCCACCAGUCUAUUGGUCUCAAGGGAAUCUUGAUUGCUGGUACCGAGCAGCAGAAACAGAAGUACCUCCCUCGGCUGGCAACUGGAGAACACGUAGCAGCCUUCUGCCUCACGGAACCCUCCAGUGGCAGUGACGCAGCAUCCAUCCAGUCCCGCGCCAUUCUGUCUGAUGACGGCAGAUUCUUUCACCUCACCGGCAGUAAGAUCUGGAUCUCUAAUGGAGGAAUUGCUGACAUCUUUACUGUGUUUGCGAAGACCGAAGUCACAGAUAGUCAUGGUGAGAAGACAGACAAAGUGACUGCCUUCAUUGUGGAGAGAGGGUUUGGUGGCAUUACAAGCGGCAAGCCCGAGGACAAGCUUGGAAUCCGGGGAUCAAACACAUGUGAAGUUCACUUUGACAACACCCCAGUUCCAGUGGAGAAUGUGAUCGGUGAAGUGGGAGGCGGAUUCAAGAUGGCUAUGAACAUCCUCAACAGCGGCAGAUUCAGCAUGGGCAGCUCCGGAGCUGGGAUACUCAAGAAAGUUAUCGGAUGGACAGCUGAGCAUGCAGCCACCAGGUCGCAGUUCGGUCGGAAGCUGGCCGAGUUUGGCUUGAUUCAGGAGAAGUUUGCCAAGAUGGCUGUGACCGUGUAUGCUAUGGAGAGCAUGGCGUACCUGACGGCUGGCAUCAUCGACCAGUACGACCAACCUGACUGUUCCGUGGAGGCGGCUAUGGUGAAGGUGUUCAGCUCUGAGGGCUGUUGGAGCUGUGUCAGCGAGUGCCUGCAGACCCUGGGCGGCCUUGGCUACAUGAAAGACUACCCCUACGAGAGGUUCCUCCGAGAUGCCAGGAUUCUACUCAUAUUCGAGGGUACGAACGAGAUCCUGCGACUGUUUAUAGCCCUGCAGGGAAUACAACAUGCUGGGAAAGAGCUGAAGGAGUUGGUCAAGAAACUACGUAACCCGAUGGCCAACCCUGGGCUGGUGUUCUCCACUGCUGUCGGCCGACUGAAGAGCUCCGACAACCCCAAGCUGUCACUCCGCCUCAAUGAAGAGGUGCAUCCCAGUCUCAAGGAUUCCUCUGCGCUGCUGGAGAGAGGAGUUCUUCGAUUCCAGAAAGCCGUGGAAGGUGUUCUCACCAAACAUGGAAAUAAAGUUAUUCAUGAGCAGAUGGAGCUAAAGCGUCUUGCUGACGUUGCCAUCGACCUGUACGCCAUGACGGCAUGUAUCGGACGGUCAUCGAGGUCCUACUGUAUAGGCCUCCGCAAUUCAGACCAUGAGCUUAUUCUGGCAAAGACAUUCUGCAAUGAGGCCUACGUGAGGAUAGACGAGAAACUGAAGGAACUAUCAAUGGGUCCUGUGGAAAACAUGGAUGCCAACUAUCGCCAGAUUGCAGAGACGAUCUUCAAGCAUGGUGGAUAUGCUGCAGAACACCCCCUGCAGAGAAAUUGGUAGGAAGGGAGACAACUCUUCUUGGAUAGCGUCAUACACCAUCCUUGCCACUGUUUCAACUUGGAAAAAGAGUUUCUUUAAUCUAAUUUUCUCAGGUUCUGUUGUCACAUAAAGUAAUGUACAUCAUCAUCAAUGACACAAAACUACUUGUCCUUCGAGUGAGGCACAGGGUCAAUGGGUUGUUGAGGCUAGAAUUGAAUCUAAUUUCAGGGUUAUUCAAAUACAGAAGUUGUCACCGACUGUGAGCUACAGACACAUGGAUAGAUAUCUAUCUUUCUGCUAAUUAUUUUAUGUCAAUCACAACUGUUGCCAAUGGAGCAAGUAAAUGUGCGUGACAAAAUUAGACCUUCUUUUGAGGUAUCGCCUCCCAUGAGACUGUUGGCAAAGUGUUUGCAAAAUGGAAUAAUUGUCAGCAAGACAAAAAGUACAGCCACACGAUCAAAAUAUUGCCAUUUUUUGUUUUUCACUGCAUUAACUUUGUCCUAAUCAUGUACGGUCACCUGAUGGAUAAUGAAGAAUGCGCCAGUGUUUCUAUGGUUCACUGGUUGUAAUAGUGUGUCUGUAGUGAACAGUUGCAUUGGUUGAAUCAGUUCACCAUUUGAUGUCAGACGUAUUUUCAUUAUACAUUUUUACUUUACUUGAGAACUCAUUGAACCAGAGCAGAAACGUGAAUGCUAUUCCAUUCAGUAUGUGAUCAAUUUACAUAAUUAUCAAGUUGAUCAGUUGUCUUUCAGUAUUUAUUUUGAAUUUGUGAGUAUUUUUCUGUCCUGUAUAUCAAUAGAUGUUGGAGAAAAGAUACUAUUCAAAAGAAGGUAAAAAAAGAUCCACCCAAUUCUUUCAUAACUAUUGUUAAUGUGUGUUGCCAUGACAUUCAGUUAUAACUAUUACAUACCACUCAAAAAAAGUUAAGAACACAUAAUUAUUUCAUAUGACUAGUCAUAUUUGUCAUCUCAUGACAGACUAACUGUAUUCAUAUUAAAGAAUCUGGGGUUCAACUUUCUUUUGAAUGGUAUGUAAUAAUUGUAUUUAUUCCAAGUACCUGUUGUUAGAGGCGAGUGUAUAUUGUGUGCAUGUGUAUUUAAUUAUGGGUGCCUAGGUAUUUUCAUAUAAUAUCCUAAUUAGAUAAAUUUUGAUGUCCUGAAUAUUUGUCUAUGACAACACAUAGACAUUGUAUUAAUCAGGAAUUCUAUAAAACAUGCUGCCAUUGAUUCAUAUUAUUGAAUAUAUUGUACAAUUUGCUGGAUUUAUAAAAAGAAGAUGUAAAUAAAUCAUUGCUAUACA
Molecule: messenger RNA, 3308 nt
Organism: Haliotis rufescens (red abalone)
Lineage: Eukaryota; Metazoa; Mollusca; Gastropoda; Lepetellida; Haliotidae
Product: complex I assembly factor ACAD9, mitochondrial-like
Exons: 18
Coding region: 117-2030 (637 amino acids)
Molecular function (GO): flavin adenine dinucleotide binding; acyl-CoA dehydrogenase activity
Source: RefSeq, a predicted model, not a curated record